AUGAAGACAAAGAGACAUGGUGAACCACACUUUGCCUUCCCUGUCGUGAUAAUCUUUUCUUUGUGUUUGCAAACAAGUGCAAACCAUACUGAUUAUCCUAGGGUUAUAAAUGAAACCCAGAAUCCUAUCCCCCAAAACCAAAGUGGAAGCCAGAACAUAACAGAAGCCGAUACAAAUUCUCCUCCAAGCAUCAAUUUCAACGGCCAAACGACUACUUUUGAAAUGCAGACAAGUACCCUGCAAUCCUUAUCGUCAACGAUGGCCCAAAAUUCAACAUCUUCCCCUGCUAGAAGUGCUGUUCCUGCCACUGGAGCACCUAGGAAUACCAGCAAACCCAAGAAUGCAAUGCCAAAAGAAACAUGUGAAGACAAUAAGUCUCUCAUACUGAUUUGCUUCAUUGUAAUAGCAGUCCUUGUGCUUAUCUGCACCUUCUUAUUUCUGUCGACAGUUGUAAUAGCAAACAAAAUGUCGUAUCUCAAAAAAAAUAGGCAAGGAAAACGGAGGCCCAGGAGCAAUGGUGAUAUUCUGGCAACUAACAGUUUCUGGCCAACUGCAGCGGGAACAUGGCAGAGGAUGCCUAAGGAGACAACUGGAACUGACUUGAUAAUGCAAGACUUCGUAUCAGGGAGAGAUGCUGUGAUCCAAAGGAAAAUCGAAGAUGAAACUACUGAGAAACUCACUAAGGAAACAGAUAACAAACAGGAAAAAGAACCAUCAAAGUCGCACAAACCCAUUUUAACCAAUUUUGUACUUGAAAUUUAA
This is a messenger RNA of Pelecanus crispus (Dalmatian pelican), 762 nucleotides long. RefSeq names its product ecotropic viral integration site 2A (gene EVI2A). NCBI's taxonomy places the organism in Eukaryota, Metazoa, Chordata, Aves, Pelecaniformes, Pelecanidae. Gene Ontology annotation, cellular component: membrane. The record is from RefSeq and is a predicted model, not a curated record.